CUCCAGAUGCUAAUUGAAACUAUUCAUUAAACCUCCCAGAUGAAGAGGAGCAGAAAUGGGCUUUAUGCUAAAAGUAACGUCCCAUUAGGCAAAAGACCCAUACACCUUAUAAAAAUGCUAUUAAUUUUUCUGAAAACAGCCAAAUUUGGAGCUUCUUCUCACAGGGUAUAAAGUCUUACUAGUUUUACUAGUUCAUUAGACACCGUCAAUAUAGCAUAACAUACGAAAUGGUUAGCCAGCUGAAGUCUAAACGUCUGGCAGAGACGAGAGAUGAAAAGAAAGAGAAGAAAAUAAAGACCGGUCCGCUUAAGUCAGAAGAAGGUAUUCCUUAUGAUUAUAUUGUUAUAGUGGAUUCAGGAUCUGGUGGAUCCCGAGUUUUCGUAUACAAUUGGUUGAAUCCAUACCAUGCUUUGCAGCAGGGUCAUGACAUGGCGCAACACGCGAAGUCGUUGACACUUGUUAAGAAGUUUUCUUUCGAUGAAAGGGACUCCAAAGAAAAUGAUAGCGAGAGUGAAUCAGACUCGGAUUCAGAGAAUGAGUCGGGGGAAGAUAAUAAACAGAACAAGAACAAAAACAAGGGUGAAUUCAAUAACAUAAAGUUCCCUAAAAUAGGGCUGAAAAAGAAUUGGCAUCGAAAGAUAUCUCCUGGUGUUUCGUCUUUUAAUUUAAGUCCUCAAAAAGUUGGAAACCGCCAUAUUAAAAACUUAUUAUCGUUAGCAAGUAAAGUUGUUCCCAAAUCGGAGCAUACUAGAACUCCUAUUUUCCUUCAUUCGACUGCAGGUAUGAGGUUAUUACCUCCAAACGAACAAAGUUAUAUACUUGAAAACAUAUGUUCAUAUAUUCAGUAUAAUCUGGAUUUUUACAUUCCGGACUGUGCAACCCAUAUCAAUGUAAUAGAUGGUGAUAUUGAAGGAUUAUAUGGUUGGCUUUCAAUCAAUUAUCUAAUAGAUUCGUUUGAUCACCCUGGUAAACAUGCUCAUGGUAAAAAUCAUACAACUUAUGGUCUCUUGGAUAUGGGCGGUGCUUCUACUCAAGUUGUCUUCCAACCAAAUUCAACUGAAGUUGAUGAACAUAGUAAUAAUUUGUACAAAAUUCACUUAUCAGAAUUACCUUUACUUCAAAAUGGAUCCUUCAAUACUAACAAUAUCAUCGGGAAUUAUACUGUCCCAGUAUCCAAAGACUAUAACAUUUAUUCCGAUUCUUUUCUUGGUUUUGGAAUGUAUCAAGCCCAUAAUCGUUAUCUUUCAUUUUUAACGGAAAAAUUCCGCAAAGAUAAUGAUUUAGAUGGUGAAGCUGGUAACUUUUAUAGCAGUAUCACUACCCCAGUUCCAGAUCCCUGUUUACCUAAAGGUUACACGAUUUCAAAUAAAAUUAAUGAUGUCAAUGUCGAUUUUAUAGGGGAGAGUAACUUUGAGAAAUGUUUGGAAUCGAUAUUCCCAGUCUUAGUAAAUACAACCCAUAGUGCAGGUAACACUAAUGGUAAAGGAAGUGAAAAUUGCAAACAAUAUAACGCAGGUGACCAAGUCAGCUCGUGUCUUUUAAACGAUUUGAUCCCUUCUUUUGAUUUUGAUGUGAAUCAUUUCGUUGGUGUAAGUGGUUAUUGGGAUGCAUUAACACAUUUACUCUCUUACGAGAGUAGACUUCCCAAACGUAAAGAUAAGAAUCAAAAAUCAAACCAAGAUUCAAAAAAUCAAGAAUCUUAUGAUUAUAAUGUUAUAUAUAAGCAAACCUCCAAACUUUGCUCACAAUCUUUAAGUCAAUUAUUCGAAUUAAAUAAUGUUAAACCAGAAAAACUGAGAUUAUCCGAAUCCGAUCUUUCAGAGUUGUGUUUCAAAUCAUCUUGGAUCCUUAAUUUUCUUCACUUAGGUCUAGGUUUCCCUCGUUUUGGCAUUGAUGAAAUCCCAAAUAAAGAUAAUCAGUUCAAGUCUUUGCAAUUAGCUGAAAAAUUGGGUGGCUCAAAAUUUUCAUGGACCCUAGGGCGUGCUUUAUUAUAUGCUAAUGAUGAAUACGUUCAAGCUUUUAAUAACUAUACUACAGAUAAUAACUUGCCACCUUCCUCGUUACUUCAAAGACCAGGAUAUUAUUACACUGCAGUUUCAAGCGUAUUCCAUUAUGGGGCUGAACAAUCCGGUAUUAGUCCAAGACCUCAAUAUACUGAACCAGUUGCUGGAGCCAAAUACCCCCAAUUUGAUUAUGAAACCGAUUUAGAUAAUGGUGAUGUACUGAAAUGGUAUGUUCAACCACAUCGUUGGUACGGAAUUGCUGUGCUUAUGUCAUUAUUGGGUAUAAUAGUAUGGUUGAUGUUGGGUGAGACGGGUAGAAAGUCUCUAGUCAAUAAGAUUCGCCUGAAAACUCGAAAUGGUAUUUAUAAGGUCAAUGACUUGUUCAAGAAGAACAAAUCUUCAAAUGGUAUAUAUUCAAGAGUUCCAACAGAUUCUAAUCAACAUCCUACAGAUUUAGAAGUUGCUGGGUACGAAUUAAAUAAUAUGGGUAGUAGAGAGUCUUCAAACGAAAGUCAAGAUCCUACAUUUAAAAUCGAAAGCGAUGAUGAAUCAAACUAAUUACUGAUAUAGCUAGGCACUUAAUACUAUAUGUUUAU
This is a messenger RNA of Hyphopichia burtonii NRRL Y-1933, 2599 nucleotides long. RefSeq lists its product as uncharacterized. Gene Ontology annotation, molecular function: nucleoside diphosphate phosphatase activity. Gene Ontology annotation, cellular component: membrane. The record is from RefSeq and is a predicted model, not a curated record. The coding region runs from base 228 to 2561 and encodes 777 amino acids. Gene Ontology annotation, biological process: nucleoside diphosphate catabolic process. NCBI's taxonomy places the organism in Eukaryota, Fungi, Ascomycota, Pichiomycetes, Serinales, Debaryomycetaceae. The transcript has a single exon.